AGUGCAUGUCAGAUGGUCAAAACCGACUUGUGCGUGGCAAUUAACGGGAUUGGCAUGGUUGGCAGAGACAUGUGACAGGCUAACUGUCAAAUCGUUCGUAUUGGCAGCAAAGACCUCACAAACACACAGAGACACACACGCACACACGAUUUCACCCGCGUCUAUCCACACGUCCGCCCCCUGACUCAGCUAAGAGCGUCUUGGCAGCGAUGAACGCGCGCUUCAGCUCAGCGUUCUCUGUCUCCAGAGCAGAUAUGACAUUCUCGAGGUCCCUCAUACUUCCAGGCACCUCCUCCUCCUGCUCAGCAGCAGCUCGCAAUGCAGAAGCCGGCUUUCGCGAGACAGCUUCCUGCUGCACCGAUCGAUGCUUGGACCUCUCUGCGUCGAGCUUUUGCGACCAUUCAUAGCCCUGGCUUCUCAUUGCCGCUGUGAGUCUCUCCACCUCGUGCUGGGCUGAUGUGAGAUCCCUCUUCAGCCGGAUCUUGGUAUCUCGCUCUUCCAUGAGAAUGCGCUUCAAAUCGUCGGUAAUGGCUGAUGCCUUUUUAGCCUCUUCGGUCUCUUUUCUCGCCUUUGUGAGCUGAUCUUCCAGGUCUCUGGCUCUCUUGCGUAUGGCCGCCAUCUCUUCGCGCUUGGUGCCCUGCAGGUCCAUGAUCUUUUCCUGGGCGGCCACGCUGUCCUGCUGCUGGCUGGCCUCCGCCGUCUUGCGAUAGCUGUCGUAUUCCUCGAGCACCUGCUGCAGCCUCUCCUCCCGCUCCUCGAGAGUCUUCUGCGUCUCUUCCAGCUCCCUCUGCAGAGAUCUGUGCUCCUGCCGAAGAAAGUCGAGCUGCUGCUCGCUGGUGUUGGCUGCCGACUCCAAUCGCACCACCUGCUGCACCAGGUCUUCUCUCUCCGCCUCCCAUUGCACUCGCUCGUCGUCCCUUUCGUCUUGGCUGGUUGAUACGCCCUGGCCCCCCUCUUGCAGCUGGGCCCUCAUAGCAUGCAUCUCCACCUCAUUCUGGGCCAGGGCUUUCCGCAGCGUGUCGGCCUCAUGCUUCUGGUGGAUCAGUUCGGCCGUCAUGUCUCUGAGAGUCGCCUCCCAUUGUUUCAUUUCCGCCUGUGAGCUGGUGACCUUGGCCUCCAAUCGCUGAAUCGCCCGCCGAAAGCGUGCCUCUCGUGCCUUGAAGUCGACCUUGGGAUACAGACUCGGUGAUUGUGGCGCCGUAGAGUCCGCCUCCAGGCCGCCCAGCAGUUUCGGCGCCUUCUCGACACCUAUAUGCUGGACGAGGCGGUGGAUGAUGGCAUCCUGCUUGGCCAGCUGGUCCUCCAGUGCCUUGAAGACCGCUGUGCGCCUGUGCUCCUUGCUGUUCCGGAUGGUGUCCCGCAGCUGCUUCUGCAGUCGGUCGUUCUGCUUGGACAGCCGCGAGACCGUCGAGGCGUGGAAGCGUUGGAUGAUGGCCAGCUGGCCCUGGAUAGAGUCGGGAUUGUCGUCUUCCGGCAGUAGAUGCAGCUGUCGUUGCAGCGCCUGCAAGAGCUCUUGGAACCGUUGGGGCUCUGGCCGUGGUGGUCUGUCUUGGAGGCAGGGGGUGGAAAGGCCAUGCCGACACGUGCUUGACGCACUCAUCGUUGACGUGGGAUGUAGAACAGAAUCAGAUUGUCUCACACAGAGAGCGACAGAAGUGGGGGUGUGGAACUUCGGCCUUUUCGCACGGCCGUCAGCCAUGCUCCUUCGGACAGUGGAUCAGUGGAUCAGUUGGUCACCCCUCCUCUCACUCCCCUCUCACUUUCC
Vitrella brassicaformis is the source of this 1765-nucleotide messenger RNA. Lineage: Eukaryota; Vitrellaceae. The record is from the annotation of a GenBank genome assembly.